Molecule: messenger RNA, 2241 nt
Organism: Penicillium longicatenatum
Lineage: Eukaryota; Fungi; Ascomycota; Eurotiomycetes; Eurotiales; Aspergillaceae
Product: mismatch repair ATPase MLH1
Exons: 4
Coding region: 1-2241 (746 amino acids)
Biological process (GO): mismatch repair
Cellular component (GO): MutLalpha complex
Molecular function (GO): ATP hydrolysis activity; mismatched DNA binding; ATP-dependent DNA damage sensor activity
Source: RefSeq, a predicted model, not a curated record
AUGGAAGCCGCAAUGGAAGUCGAUUCGCCUGAUCAACGUGGAACUAAGCGUCCGGUAGAAGAAGAGAAUGGCGCAUCUGAACCAUCAAAGCCGAAGCGAAUCAAGGCGCUCGACCCGAAUGUCGUCAACAAGAUCGCCGCGGGCGAGAUCAUCGUUGCCCCAAUGCAUGCAUUAAAGGAGCUGAUCGAAAAUGCUGUCGAUGCAGGUUCCACAUCCAUCGAGGUUCUUGUCAAGGAUGGAGGUCUGAAGCUGCUGCAGAUUACGGACAAUGGACAUGGGAUUGAUCGUGAAGAUCUUCCGAUUCUAUGCGAACGAUUCACAACGUCCAAGCUCAAGGAAUUUGAGGAUCUAUCAUCUAUCGGCACCUAUGGAUUCCGCGGUGAAGCAUUGGCAAGUAUUAGCCAUAUUGCUCAUUUGAUGGUGACGACCAAGACUGCAGGCUCUAGUUGUGCAUGGCGAGCACAUUAUGGAGAAGGAAAACUGGUUCCCGCGAAGCCCGGGCAGAAUGCAGCUCCAAAAGCUACAGCGGGGCGUGGAGGGACCCAGAUUACAGUGGAAGAUUUAUUCUACAAUAUUCCCAGUCGUCGUCGCGCAUUCCGCUCUUCAAGCGAAGAGUACGCCAAAAUCCUCGAUGUCGUUGGCAGAUAUGCAGUGCACUGCUCCGGGGUUGCUUUCUCGUGUCGAAAGCAUGGUGACUCUGGAAUGAGCAUCUCAACUCCAUCUGCCGCAAAUACAGUCGACCGGAUUCGCCAAAUUCAUGGUAGCGCAGUCGCAAACGAGUUGGUAGAAUUCGAGUCGUCAGACCAAAAGCUUGGUUUCCGUGCGUCGGGUCUAGCUACCAACGCCAAUUAUCACGUUAAAAAGACUACCAUUCUGCUCUUCAUAAACCACCGUGCUGUGGAAUCAACUGCUAUAAAACGUGCCGUUGAGCAAACCUAUUCCGCAUUUCUACCCAAGGGUGGACACCCUUUCGUUUACCUGGAUUUGGAAGUCGAGCCCCAUCGUGUCGAUGUCAACGUGCACCCGACUAAACGUGAAGUCAAUUUCCUCAAUGAAGAUGAAAUAAUCGAGAUGGUCUGCGGUGAGAUAAGAUCCAAGCUAGCUCAGGUUGACUCGAGUCGCACAUUCCUGACUCAAAGUCUCUUACCUGGUGUACAACAUAUUGAGUCUAUCCAGCGUGACCUAGCUGGCGAGGGUCCAGCAGAUGGAAAGACCACUGCUACGCCUAAAACACCAGCCACAUCCAAAAAGCCAUAUGAAAACAAUCUUAUCAGAACGGAUUCAAAAGUCCGUAAAAUUACCUCUAUGCUCGCUCCCUCUCCGUCUCACCCUCACCCUGAUGCAUCUACCGAGGCCGACAAUUUACCAUCUUCUGUCUUGGAUGAUGGCCUCCAAUACGAAACUACAGAUCGCCAGCCGCUUCGUAUCGCCUUAUCAUCCGUCAAGAGCCUACGCAGUGCUGUUCGUUCCGAUAUGCACAAUACACUAACUGAGAUGUUCGCGUCGCAUACCUAUGUCGGUCUUGUAGACGAGCGAAGACGCCUGGCGGCCAUACAGUCUGGAGUCAAACUCUACCUCGUCGACUAUGGACUCGCCUGUAAUGAAUUCUUCUACCAAGUCGGCCUGACAGAUUUUGGCAAUUUCGGCACAAUUCGCCUUGAUCCACCGCCGAAAUUGGUUGAUUUGCUGAACAUUGCAGCGGAAGCAGAACGGCAAGAGCAUAGCCAAGACUCUGACGAGGGAGCUGAGAAAGUCUUCUCUCAGGCCGCAGAAAUAGUAUCACGGAGUCUAGUUGAACGCCGCGAGAUGCUAGACGAGUAUUUCUCGAUGAAAAUCAGCGCAGAUGGAGAUUUGCUCACAAUCCCGUUGCUGCUGAAGGGAUAUGUCCCUUCCUUAGCCAAACUUCCUCGAUUCCUACUCCGAAUGGGCCCCUAUGUGGAUUGGACUGGAGAAGAAGAGUGUUUCCGCACCUUUUUGCGUGAGCUUGCGGCCUUUUAUACCCCCGAACAACUUCCAGUUCCGCCUACUCAGCCUGGAGCAGGUGAUGAAGGUUCCGAUCAUCCUAAUCCAACAGCCGAAGACCCAUUUAUUGUUACUCGUCGCGCGCAGAUGGUUCAAAUGCUGGAAUAUACUAUCUUCCCAGCUCUUCGUGCUCGACUGGUCGCUACAUCCCGGAUGCUGCGGGGUGUUGUGGAAGUUGCAGAUCUAAAGGGUCUCUACAGAGUAUUUGAGCGGUGCUGA